Molecule: messenger RNA, 984 nt
Organism: Phytophthora sojae
Lineage: Eukaryota; Oomycota; Peronosporomycetes; Peronosporales; Peronosporaceae
Exons: 3
Coding region: 385-984 (199 amino acids)
Molecular function (GO): oxidoreductase activity, acting on the CH-OH group of donors, NAD or NADP as acceptor
Source: RefSeq, a predicted model, not a curated record
GCUGGAGCUGCUGCGGGUGUUGCUAGCCGCCGCCGGAGGUUCUCGUUGGAUGGAAAGGUCGUGGUUAUCACGGGCGCGGCGAGUGGAAUCGGGCGUCGGCUGGCGCUGAAGGUGUUUGGGGAGGCGAAGGGCGUGACGCUGGCGCUGCUGGACGUGGACCUGGAAGCGCUGCGCAAGCUGCGGACGGAGCUGCUGCAGCUGCGGGAGAACGAGAGCAAAGUCGCGUUUGUCUACGAGUGUGACGUGUCGGACUGUAGGGCGGUGGACGAGUGCAUCGCUCGGGUGGUGGCGGACGUUGCACCCAGGCACCUUGGGGUGCUGGUGAACAAUGCAGGUCGGUAGAACUUUAGUGAGGGGUUAUAUGCGGUGUGUGCAGGCGUCGUGAUGGGGCGGUCGCUGCAGGACUUGACGCCUGAGCAGAUCCAGAAGACGUUCGCGGUGAACACGCUGGCGCACUUUUGGACGGUGAAGGCCGCCCUCCCGUCAAUGAAGAAGGCCCCGGAGGCGCUGCUGGUGACGCUGUCUUCGGUCAUGGGGAUGACGAGCAGCGCCGGGUUGACGGACUACUGCGCCAGCAAGGCUGCCGUGAACGCCUUCCACGAAGCGUUGAGGUUGGAACUUUGGCGCGACAAUGUCAAGACGGUUCGAACGCUGCUGGUGUGUCCCGCUGCUGUGGACACGGGCAUGUUUGCUGGUGUUUUGGCUGCGGAUGAUUGGGCUGUGAAGCUCUCCCGCUUCUUCAUUCCUAUGCUGCCCGAGUCUGAGGUCGUCGACACGAUCUAUCGAGCAAUUCUGCGCGGUGACGAGUUGCUGAUUUCGUGUUUUUCGGGCUGGAGAGGAAUCGCUCUGGCGUGGGCCCCUGCUCUCUCUCGGAUGCUGCCGGUUCCUCUGUACGAUGUGGUGGUUCGGUUGGGCGGGGGCCUGAAUGGCAUGGAUACGUUCGUCGGCAAACAACGCACUGUUGCAAAGGAAAAGGCGACUUGA